This is a messenger RNA of Octopus bimaculoides (California two-spot octopus), 4418 nucleotides long. RefSeq lists its product as uncharacterized. The record is from RefSeq and is a predicted model, not a curated record. Gene Ontology annotation, molecular function: DNA binding; calcium ion binding; ErbB-2 class receptor binding. Lineage: Eukaryota; Metazoa; Mollusca; Cephalopoda; Octopoda; Octopodidae. Gene Ontology annotation, cellular component: membrane. Gene Ontology annotation, biological process: cell-matrix adhesion; cell communication.
CAUCAACUGACCAAACUUCAGGUUCCUCAACACAAUAUUCAACAACCUCUAUGUCAUCAUCUGUAACAACUGACGCCCAGUCAACUGACCAAACCACACGUCCCUCGACACAAUAUUCAACACCUAUGUCAUCUGAUGUAACAACAAUCGCACCAUCAACUGACCAAACUUCAGGUUCCUCAACACAAUAUUCAACAACCUCUAUGUCAUCAGAUGUAAAAACAAGCACCCCAUCAAUAGACAAAGCCACAGGUCCCUCCACGCAAUACUCAGCACCCUCUAUGUCAUCAGAUGUAACAACUGACGCCCAGUCAACUGAUCAAACCACACGUCCCUCGACACAAUAUUCAACACCUAUGUCAUCUGAUGUAACAACAAUCGCACUAUCAACUGACAAAACAUCAGGUUCUUCAACACAAUAUUCAACAACCUCUAUGUUAUCAGAUGUAAAAACAAGCACCCCAUCAAUAGACAAAGCCACAGGUCCCUCCACACAAUAUUCAGCACCUUCUAUGUCAUCUAAUGUAACAACAAUCGCAACAUCAACUGGCCAAACCUCAGGUCCCUCAACACAGUAUUCAUCAUCCUCUAUGUCUUCAAAUGUAACAACAAUUGCAGAAUCAACAGACAAAACCACACGUCCCUCCACACAAUAUUCAAGAACCUCUAUGUCAUCACUGACUAAUGGAACCACUGUAGCUUCAACAUCUACUUCUCCAACUAAAACCACCUCUCACCAAACCGAAAUAUCGACACAAACAACACCAACAUAUUGUCCCCCCUCAGAAUUGCUCCAACACAGUGAAGCACAAGACUUUUAUGGUUUCCGGUCACCAUACAUUUGCCCGUCAAUUGAUAUCAACGUAGGAGAAAGAACAAUGAAUUGCUUUCAUAUCUACGCUGGUGGAUAUUUAUCAGAAAAUUAUAACCAAUUUACCUACGAACCAGAUAGUUUAUCACCCUUUGGAAAAUAUAUUAUUGCUCCAUAUUGGGCUGACCUUUGGAAUGAAUUUAAGCAAGUUAAAUACAGCAUUUAUGAAAAAUACACAAUAAAAGGAAUAAAUAACAAUGCAGUGACUAAACUGAGUGAAAUUGAUAAAGCAAUUAAAACGUAUGCAAAUAGAGAAUUCCAAUCUAUUUGGGCACUUUUGGUUACAUGGCAAAAUAUACGACAUUAUUCCCUAAUAGGAACAACAGAGGGAAACAAUGCAGGAAUUACAUUCCAGAUGUUACUGGUCACAGACGGCUAUUCAACCUAUUUGCUUUAUCUCUACAAACCUUGUGGAAUGGAUAUGGAAAUUGAUGUAAAGGCCUUAAUGGGCUUUAACUUGGGCCGCAACAAGCGUUUCACGCAUAAAGACUCACUGAAGAAGAAUAGUUUGGUAAAUAUAGAUAUAAAGGAAGGAAAUACAGGUAAGAGUGGUGUAUGGUUAUUUGAUUUGAGAGGUAGAUAUCAAAGAACUUCCAAAUUACGUUGCCUCAAAUGGUAUGCCAAAGAUGAAGGUGUCUCAAGAUUUAAUACCUGUCCAUGUUCGUUCUGGCAAGCUUGGGCAGAUUUUCGAUUUUUCUUUGCAUCGCGGAGUGGUUGCUUCUUUUCAAUAAGAUCUCCAUCAGUGAAAUGUUGUUAUUCUUCGUCGAGGGGGUGGCGACGGCGUUGGCUUUCAUAUGGUGUUCAUCAGAGAUACAAUUACAUCUUCAAUUAUCGACAAUGGCUUGAAGACGAUGACCAACCGUUUAGAGACUGCUGUGAGCAAAACAAUAUGUGUAACCUUUACAGGCAGAGAAGACCUAGAAAUUAUUGUUGGGGUUACAGAAGUCCCUUCAGAGCUUGGAUGUUUGGAGAUCCUCAUAUUCAAACUCUCGAUGGCCUGAAAUAUUCCUUUAAUGGUUUGGGUGAAUAUAGCUUACUAAGUGUACGUAAUAAAACCUCAAACAUAAAUAUGCUAGAAGUUCAAACAAGGACCACUCAGGCGAAAAAUGCAAAUGGUACUCUGAUCAACGCCACAAUAUUUUCGGCUUUUGCAAUGAAAAACUUCAUUACCAAUACCUCUGCACAGGUUGAACUAGCUUCUGAUGAAAAGACUUUGGUUAUCUACCACAAUGGUAUUGAUAAAACAUCUGACUUCCAAAAAGAUUCUGACUAUAGGCUGAUUGACACCGACCUGUUUAUUACCAGAAAGAAUGACAACAAAACUGACCAGUCGGUGUCUCUAACAUUCACAUCUGGUGUUGAUGUAUCAGUGACGGUUGGUAUUCGCAUGCUUGCAGUAACCGUGAGUUUACCAGAAGGCUUUAAAAACACUACAGUAACCAGCGGUCUGAUGGGAGUGUAUAAUGAUAACAAGACGGAUGAUCUCACAACACCAAAUGGGACUGUUUUGCCUGAAAAUUCUAGUGAAAGGGAUAUUUUUUAUAACUUUGGUCAACAUUGGGCUAUAAAUACUUCUCUGUUUAAAUAUCAGAAGGGUUUUUCAAGUGCUGACUUUACCGACACUUCUUUUGUCCCCCUUUUUAUUGAUAAAAACUCGGAGAUUUACAAGAAAGCUUUACAGAUAUGUAAAGCAGACGAUAACGCUUGCAUUUAUGACUACAUCGCAACUGGUGAUGAAAGUAUUGCUAAAGCAACUGAAUCCCUUGAUACGGAAGCUGAAGCUGACUUCCAAGCUGCAAGAAACACAGCCCCUGAAAUUUCCGGUGAAGAAACUGUUAAUAUAAUUAUAAAUCAAACAGCCACUGCCAUUCUCAGUGUCACAGAUGCUGAAAAUGAUACUAUCACAGUCAUAAAGCAACAAGGUGGCGAGUAUUUUAAUGUCAGUAAAAACGGAUCCAAUAUUACAUUAUCAAUAUAUUUGAUGCAUUCAAAUGCAGUUAAUAUCAGCAUUAUUGCUCAAGAUGGCAAAAAUGCUUUCUCUGCCGAAUUCAUUAUGAAUAUUGUGCUAUGCAGUGGAUGUUCUGGUCACGGAAGCUGCGCAAAAGAUAACCCAAAAAUCAGAACAGAAAACUUUAUGCUGCAGUCAUGUGACUGCAAAAAAGAAUAUGCUGGUGAUAACUGUGAAAAAGACUUUGAUGGAUGCAGCGGUAAUCCUUGCCCUGGGAUAGGAAAAUGUACAGACUUACAUCCAGACGAACACAGAGCCCAAAAUACAUCUUUCCGGUGUAAUUGUCCACAGGGUUACGUUUUGAACAAUGCAACAUUCCGUUGUCUAGAUGAAGAUGAAUGUCUAAGUAAUAAAUCCUGUGAACACAAGUGUAUAAAUACCGACGGCGGUUUCAAAUGUUCGUGCAACCCUGGUUAUCAAAUUGUUAAUAAUGUGAAAUGUGAAAAUAUCAAUGAAUGCAGACUCAACACUCAUACAUGCAAACAAUUGUGUAACGAUACAAAUGGUAGUUACAAGUGCAGUUGUUACGAAGGAUAUAUAAUACAAAGCAAUGGCAGCUGUACAAAGAAUAUUUCAAGUAACUCUAUUUGUUUUAACGAAUGCAAUGGAACUGAUGGAUGUAAUGUGGUGAACGGAAAACCUGAGUGUUUUUGUAAUAUCGGUUACAAUUUAACAAAUAAUUCCUCUUGUGUUGAUAUCGAUGAAUGUCAGAAGGAUCCCUGUGAAGGUACAUGUAGGAACCUUAAUGGCACAUUUGAAUGUAGCUGUCCUCCCGGGAAAAAGGUGUUCCAAUCAACUAAAUGUGUUGAUUGUGAUGAAAAUCAUUUUGGUGAGAAAUGCGAAGGAGAUUGUAACAUGUGUAACGAGAAAUCAACUGAAAGAUGUGAUAAAGUAAGUGGAUGUAUCUGCAAUGAAGGUUGGAAAAAUAAAACAUGUGAAACUGAUAUUGACGAAUGUCAAAAUGCAAGUGUCUGCUCUGCAAAUGAAAUUUGUGGAAACCAGAAUGGAACUUACGAAUGCAAAUGCCAAUCAGGGUACAAAAAGGAAGAAAAUACGUGCGUAGAUAUUGAUGAAUGCCUUAAUAGUUCGUGCCCACAAGACUGCGUAAAUAAGCCGGGUAGCUAUGAGUGUAAAUGUCGAAGUGGCUAUAAAAGAAACGGAACUACAUGUGAAGAUGUAGACGAAUGUGCAAACGAUGUUGAUGACUGCGAACAUACAUGUGUAAACACGGACGGCUCAUUUCAAUGCGAAUGCUACACUGGUUACAAGCUGGAUACAGACCGCAAGAAAUGCAUCAAAACGAAAGUUAUCAAUACAUGCGAGAAUCUGAACUGCUCCUACGCCUGUGAUAUAAACAAUGGAACAGCUUCCUGUCAAUGCCAGAAGUUUUAUAAACUUGAUCCCGCGACAAACACUACAUGCAUAAUUUUCUCCUACGAUGUUGUCAUCAGAAUCUAUAUGCCUUUCACAGCUAAUCUAAAUGAGACACUACGUCAAACGGUGAGUUUAUUCUCUGCUUUUUAGUGUUACAUGCACAGA